Carica papaya (papaya) is the source of this 702-nucleotide messenger RNA. The record is from RefSeq and is a predicted model, not a curated record. NCBI's taxonomy places the organism in Eukaryota, Viridiplantae, Streptophyta, Magnoliopsida, Brassicales, Caricaceae.
AUGUCUCACAUACAUGCUAAGCUUAAAGCACUUAGACUGGAUUUAUCAGAAGAAUUACUAGUGUACUUUGUUUUGAUAUCUCUUCCUCCAUACUUUAAUCAUUUCAAGGAGAAGAAAAAGUUAAAGUAUGAGAAGACAGAGAGUGCUCAUCCAGCUACGGUCUCAAAGGAUAAGAAGAAUAAGAAAAAGAAAGCAGUGGAAGACGACAGCCUCUGGGUUGUUGAUAGUGGUUGCACUUCUCACAUGUGCAAGAAUGAAGUCAUGUUUGUGUCACUUGACAAAUCAGCAACAGGCCAAGUAAGACUUGAAAACGGUAUCCUGGAAUCCAUAAAAGGCAAAGGUAAUGUUGCUAUAGAAACGAGGGAAGGUAGGAAACUUAUCACUGAUGUGAAUUUCGUUCCCACUCUCUCUCAAAAUCUGCUUAGUGUAAAUCAAAUGACCAAUAAUGGAUACUCAGUUUCAUUCAAAAACCAAUGCUGUAGAAUCCAUAAUCAUGAAGACAAAUUGAUUGCUCUCAUUCCAAAAAGGAACCAAGCGUACUCCUUGAAUCUCCAAGAAGUAGUUGAAAUGGCAAACACUGUCACAAUACCUGAAGGGAAGCUGUGGCAUAGACGUUUUGGCCAUUAUCAUGCUGCUGGGUUACUUCAGUUGCAGAAGGGAGACCUAACCAAGGAUCUUCCAAAUAUAGGAGCUACCGAAAAG